Populus euphratica (Euphrates poplar) is the source of this 783-nucleotide messenger RNA. RefSeq lists its product as uncharacterized. The transcript is spliced from 2 exons. The record is from RefSeq and is a predicted model, not a curated record. The coding region runs from base 1 to 783 and encodes 260 amino acids. Lineage: Eukaryota; Viridiplantae; Streptophyta; Magnoliopsida; Malpighiales; Salicaceae. Gene Ontology annotation, molecular function: protein binding.
AUGAUUGACUACUAUCAGAAAGGAAAAUGGGAUCUCAUGAUUGACUACUAUCAGAAAGGAAAAUGGGAUCUCAUGAUUGACUACUAUCAGAAACAUUCCGAAUAUUUGCACUCUCCACUUACGGCCUCUAAGGAGACUGCACUUCAUAUGGCUGUGUGCAGCAAACAAGAGCAACCACCUAAAGAUUUACUGGAAAUCAUGACGACAAGCGAAUUACCUUUAACUGAGACAGAAUUUCUCAAGAAAACAAACAAAUUUGGAAAUACGGUUCUUCACGAAGCAACCAUCUAUGGCAAUAAUAAGGCUGUAAAACUCUUGGUAGAACGUUGUCCCGAGCUGCUUUCGGUUCCAAAUGAGUUCGGUGAAACCCCAUUGUUUACAGCUGCCAGAUUUGCUGAGACAGAAAUAGUGGAGUUUUUAAUCAGAUCCAAACCAGGACAACGCGUGGAUGAUGAUGGCCUCCUAUUACCAAUUCACCGCCAGAGAACGGUAGAUAGCAUGUCCAUCCUUAGCGCUGCUAUCAUAGGGCAAAACUUUGAAGCAGCUUUACUGUUGCUAGAACUGGAUAGAUCGCUCGCCAGCUUGAAGGACAAAAAUCAAACAUCUACUCUUCAACUUCUAGCCGAAAUGCCAGCUGCUCUUGAGAGUGAAUUUCCCAUGGGCGUAUUUGAAAGACUCAUCUACUAUUGUAUGACUUUUUUCUGUGUCAUCAUUAACAUUUCUUUCCAUUUCAUGAAAAUGGCUAGCUCUCAUCCAUGUUUAAUUUCAUUCCCUUUCGCAUGA